This is a messenger RNA of Pogoniulus pusillus (Red-fronted tinkerbird), 2030 nucleotides long. It is a transcript of the gene C24H11orf16, whose product is annotated as chromosome 24 C11orf16 homolog. NCBI's taxonomy places the organism in Eukaryota, Metazoa, Chordata, Aves, Piciformes, Lybiidae. The transcript has 7 exons. Bases 1 to 1674 code for a protein of 557 amino acids. The record is from RefSeq and is a predicted model, not a curated record.
AUGGCUCAUUUGGGAGGGUUGCUGCCGAUGGAUCGCAAGUAUUGCAGCGCAACACUCGCUCUGCACAAGUGCUGGUGCUCCAGCAUGGUACCUGCUGUCAUCCCCUGCUGCAGGAGCUCCUCUGUAGCACAUCCUGCCUGGAUCACCGAGCCACUCACCCCCCAGAGGUGUCAACGGAUUAGCCACUGUCUCUGCUGCCCUGGCCCUGCACAGAAGAGGCUGAGCAGUUUGGGGAAAUCAGUGGGCUUAGGCAGCAAUGUCCCUGUGCUGGUGAGAGGGGAACAGGAUGGAUUUUAUUAUCGUGGUACAAUAAAAGAGGAGGCAGAGAAUGAAAGAGGCACGUUUCUGGUAGAGUUUGCCAAAGCACUCGUGUCAGGAGGAAGGCAUCCAGUGUGUGUGCAAAAAACAGCGAAGGAUGACAUCCUGGAAUAUGUGAAUGGGAUGAAGCACUCCUUAGUCCCUGGAGACAAAGUGCUGGCACCCUGGGAGCCAGAUAUGGUCAGGUACAGCCCAGGAAGUGUCCUCAUGGGCAUUGAAACAAGGGACCCCUUACGAGCCUCAGAAGAUGAAGAUGUUACGGUCCAGUUCUGGAAUGGAAAGAAAGUGAAACUCCCACGAGGUGUUGCCCUGUGGAUCCCUCCUAGGCUGUGGGAGAGGAUUGUAGAGAUGAUCCACAUGCCCUUCACCAGCAGGGUGAAGACCAGAGAAAGUCUCGACACCAAACCUUGUAUUUUAUCCUGCAGUCUUAAACCAGCCCUGAUUCCUGUUAGGGCUGUGCAUAGGCUUGCCAAGCAUUGCUUGCUCUGCUCACCCUGCUGGCCACACUUCCACUGUCACUGUGAUGGUGUAUGCUGUUCCUUAGCAUAUAAAAGACAGAACUGCUGCUACCAACACAGUGUUGAUACCUGGUGGCCUCUGCCAUCCAGAUCGGUGGCCUCUCAGGGUGAAACUGAACAAACAGAGUCCAGCAGCAAGCCCUCUCCAUGCCUUCUAGAACUGAAAGACCCAAACCAAGAAGCAGUAGCAGACGUGGCAGUGUCUCCCCACUAUUCUGAUUCAGAGCUGGACCUGAAGCCACUGUCCACUAAGAGCAGUGUGGUGGACAGUGUUGUUAACACAGGCUCUGUCUUUCUUGAGAAGCCCAGGAUAAAGGAUUCUGCAAGACCCAACGGGGAAUACUGGAAAAGAAGCCACCACAAGUCCCAUCCCAGUGAUUCAGGACUUCCCAGUUGCAGCAGCACAUGUGCAAAGGUUAAGAUGGAAUCCAAAGGCCUCUCUACUGGGAACAUGUCUGGUGUUGCUUCAGCUAAUCAAAGUGCACUGUUUGAAACAUUUGAGCAGUCUCCCAGAGGGCAGCUCUCAGUGGAAGAAAUUGCAAGGCACCAGGACUUGAAGCUGUUGUUGAGGGAAGAGGCAUCAGAAAAACAAAGAUAUAAAACAGCAAGAAAGGAAACAGAGUCAGAUGAUAAAUGUAGGGUAACUUGCAUAGGAAACAGCAAAAUGGAUGAUACAGACUAUGUCAGAAGAGGACAGACAGAAAAACUAACUGCACUCACUUGUGGCAAAGCAGAGAGAUGUGAUCCACCAGAAUUCAGUAAAUGUACAACUGAUAAAGUUCAGGAGCUGGAAUUUCAGGAAACAGUAGACAAUUCAGUCUACCCAACUGCCUACUGAAGAAGACAGCUGCCUGCUAGUCAGCCUAGGCAAGACCCUGAAAAGACACAGGACUUAAACUAUUGACACUUAUGUGCCUAUGCUGAAUACCUAACACAUAUUCAACCACCUUCUUGAAUUGGGGUCCUAGAUAGUGAAUUUGAAUUGCACUGCAUUUCUGUAUCAGAAUAACGAAAGUACAGAUAGGAGAGGUGCUCUAAAAUCAGUGCCAGCCCAUGGAAGCUAAUGUACAUUUACAUUCACACCACAUGGACCAUGCUCUCUCUGGUCAUGAAUAUGACAUGGACACUGUCUGAGGAUAAUAUAAAAGACACUGUCAUCACAAAGAGUAAAUUAUGUAUUUUAUUCCACUGAUU